CCCCACCCAACCAACCCCAGCGCGGCAUGACGGCGACGUCCAGGGCCCCGCGGCGCCCCCGCUUCCGCGCCCGCGGCCCGCCGCCGCCGCCGACGAGCGCGUCCUCGCUGAGUUCCUCGAGGCCUCCCUCCGCGUGCCCGACCUCGCGCUGCCCCCGCCGCGGAAGCGCUUCAGCUUCGCGCCCGCGCCCGCGCCCCUUCAGCUUCGCGCCCGCGCCCGCGCCCCUGCCGCCGGCGCCGCGCGAGGUCUCCUCGCAGGCCCUCGCCUCAGGCGACGCGGGCGCGGCGCUGCUAGCGGCGGAGUCCGGCGCGUUCUCCGUGGCCGGCGCGGUCGACGCCCGCGAGGUGCGAGAGGCCGUGGAGGCGUCAGGGGCGGUGUUCGCGGCGGCGGAUGAGGUGAAGCGCGAGCAGCUGGGCAGGUGGUUCCGGAGGAGGGGUCCGGUGGCCGGCGUUGAGGAGUUCUGCUGGUUCCGGCCGGUGAGCGCCGACGAGGAUCGCGAGCUGGGCGCGGCCUUGCCCGGCUACACGUAUCGGGUAUUCAGGGAGAAGAUGGACCCUGUCGCGUCAAAAAUGGAGAACGUUGCGAAAAAUUCGAUCAGGCUUCUAUCUGAUAGUGCCAAGACUCCUAAAGACUCUGCUCUGUCCAGAGAAGCCUCGUCAAUCCUGUGCCUGACACUGUACAAUACUAGCAAGUCGAACACAAGUCCGAACGAGUUUGGCAGCACUGAUCCUCGUAACUCACAGGCUUUGAGCAUCCACCUCUCUGGAGGCGAUCGACAGAUUUGUCUCCGGAACCAAGGCGGCUCGAGCGUUUUCAGUUUGCCUGCAGGCUCUAUGCUCGUCACCAUCGGCAAGCAGAUUCAGGAAUGGUCCAAUGGGCAGUUCAAGACCGCUGUUGGCGAGGUACUGUUUGAGAUGACCGAUGGACCAGGCCCCUUCGUCUCCCUGGAACUCGUGUACUCUCCAGACGACCUGCAUCUUUCUGAGGCUGGCCGGCAGGCCAGGUGCUUUGACCAUCCGACGAUCGUCUCCUUUAGGGACCAGAUACUGGUUGCUCUGAUCCUGCUGUUUUCGUUCUACCUCUUCUGGCGCUGAGUGCAUCCGGCGUCCGUUGCAAAAUGCAAAUGCCCGAGAUAAGCUUAUUUUUACAGAACAGCUUUCUUGGCCCUAACCACCUGCCCUUCUCCAUUGGUUGAUUGUGGAGAUUGUGGAAACACCGCAUGGGUUGCGGUGAUCACAGGUGGUUUGAAUGUUUUGGUUGAUUCUUAUUCCUUUUUUUUCUUGAGGAAUAAAAUACACACAAUAAAAUUUUUAACACUGUUUUUUAGCUCCUCCCAUUUGAAGUGUUAGGGGAUUGGCUUUUUUUUUAUUGAGGAUGUUGCCGUUGCGAUUGAGGUGGUGCAUGUUGCUAUGGAGGUGGUACAUCAGGAGCAGAGUUUGGUUGGUUCUCUUUUGUACUGAACUAUGGAUGCAGUGGUAGUAUAUGGGUCUCCUCUUGUGGGUUUGCAAAUUUGUAAUGUAAUUUGUAAAAGCCAUUAGAUGUGUUGGGUCUUGGGUGUACCUGAAAGGAAGCUUGUAAUUAUUUUUCUAGUGAAUAAAGAAGGAUGCAUUUACACUACAA
Messenger RNA from Panicum virgatum (switchgrass), 1620 nucleotides. RefSeq lists its product as uncharacterized. The record is from RefSeq and is a predicted model, not a curated record. Bases 27 to 1094 code for a protein of 355 amino acids. The transcript has 3 exons. NCBI's taxonomy places the organism in Eukaryota, Viridiplantae, Streptophyta, Magnoliopsida, Poales, Poaceae.